UGCAGGACGCGCCGUUUCUAGUUAGCGUAUGAUUUCUAGGGCACGGAGCCCGCGCCUUGCUUCGGACGGCGGGUCGUGGGUGUGCUGCGGCCGCGGGUAGCGCUAAGUGACGCGGUGGGCUGGAGAAGCAGAGAGCCGGUCUCCGAGGAGACGGACGAAAACAAAGCGAAGGACUGGCCGCCGGAGGGCAUGUAGCUAUGCCGUUUGUUGUAUGCGUUUGUGCUUAUUUCUUGUGGAGCAGCUGAAUAUGUAACCCGUUAGUGAACCGUGAAUAAACCUACGACCUCAUCCGGCUGGUACGGCUGACACACCGGUGGCUAUUCGGGGCAUAGCCCGGUGCCAAGGCGGCCUUUAGCCCAUUACGUGGAGACUGUUACUGCACCGACGACGGGGGAGCGGCCCUCGGUGUUGCCGUCCUGUGGGCCGUUCGGACCGAGCGAGGCUACGGCCGGGUGUCCGGACAGCAGGGCUCGGCUGAGUUAGGAAACAGACGGCAUUUCUGCAGCCCCUCGGGGGCUGGAACCUCACCGACAUGAAUCGGCUUUAGUGGAGCUGAAAAGAUGGCCGCCUCAGAGGCGGCAGGCUUCCCGGGGACGUCCCAAACCAUGAAGAAGACCAUCGGACACCGGGGGAUCGACCACACGGGAGAAACCACCUACAAGAAGACCACGUCCAGUGCCCUGAAAGGUGCCAUCCAGCUGGGCAUCACGCACACAGUGGGCAGCCUCAGUCAGAAGGCUGAGAGGGAUGUCCUCAUGCAGGACUUCCUGGUGGUGGAGAGCAUCUUCUUCCCCAGGGGGGGCAGUAAUCUGACUCCAGCCCAUCACUACAAUGACUUCCGAUUCAAGACUUACGCCCCCGUUGCCUUCCGCUACUUCCGAGAGCUCUUUGGUAUCCGGCCGGAUGAUUACCUGUACUCCCUGUGCAAUGAGUCGCUGAUUGAGCUGUCCAACCCCGGAGCAAGUGGUUCGGUCUUCUAUGUCUCCAGUGACGAUGAAUUCAUCAUCAAGACAGUGCAGCACAAGGAGGCAGAGUUUCUGCAGAAGCUGUUGCCUGGCUACUUUAUGAACAUCAACCAGAACAAGCGCACCUUGCUUCCCAAGUUCUAUGGGCUGUACUGCGUGCAGAUUGGCGGCAAGAACAUCCGCAUCCUGGUGAUGAACAACCUGUUUCCGCGCGCCAGGCACAUGCACCUCAAGUACGACCUCAAAGGCUCCACCUGCAAGCGCCAGGCCUCACCUAAGGAGCGUGAGAAGGCUCUGCCCACUUAUAAGGACUUGGACUUCAUCCAGAACAUGCCUGAUGGGUUACAGCUGGAGCCUGAGAACUACAAUGCCCUGAGCAAGACCAUCCAGAGGGAUUGCUUGCUUUUGCAGAGCUUCAAAAUCAUGGACUACAGUCUGCUGCUUGGCAUCCACAACAUGGAGCAUGCGGGCCGGGAGCGUGUGGACGAGAGUGUGAACGAUUGGGCCGUAAACCCCGAGCAGAGGAGAGGCCCAGGCCAGAAGACACUGUACUGCACAGCCAUGGAGUCCAUCCAGGGCGAGGCACGCGGCAGAGUCGUGCUCGACUCCGAGGACUACACGGGGGGGAUUCCAGCACACAACGUCAGAGGGGACCAGCUGCUGCUCUACAUUGGCAUCAUCGACAUCUUGCAGUCGUACAGAUUAAUUAAGAAGUUGGAGCAUUCAUGGAAAGCCCUGAUACACGAUGGGGACACAGUAUCUGUGCACAGACCAGGCUUCUAUGCUGAACGUUUCCAGAAGUUCAUGUGCAACACGGUAUUCAGGAAAGCCCCGUCCAAGCCCUCCCCAUCGAAGAAGAGAGGACCCGGGGCUCAGGGGAGCCUCCCCAGGGCGGCGGCCGCAGCUGGAGGCCCCAAACCGGAUGUGGAGGGAAAGCAGGACAGGCAAUCUGGCCGGCCUGACCUGCUCGCAAGGACCCCUCGGCUUGAUGAAUUAAAAAAUGACUCUGCUGAAACGACUCUGUCCAACUGCCCCCUGGGAAGCGCAGGUCUGGCCUCCUGCUCUCCGCCACACAGGUCAGUAGGAGUUGAAGUGCAUAAGCCAGCAAAUCCAGAGGAAUGGCACAGUGCCUCUGACAGUGUUGAAGUGGCAGUUCCAGAGCAUCCGUCAGCCAGAGAAGAUGCCAUUUCCCUCAAAGACAUCAUUCCCGAAACUAACAUCUGCUUUUAAAAGAAGAGUGAAAAGACAUUGAGAGGAAGAGAGCCCAGAAGGGCCAGGGUGAGCCCUGUCUCCAGGCACACGUCCCAGCAAACUGGAGUAACGAGGAGUGGCGGAAAGGCGGAGCCAUAACAUACAGGGCCCCACCCACUGUGACAUCACUGCAGUGCUUGUCUCGUAAUUAUCACCAUGACUGGGCUUCAGGUUAUGAUGCCUGAUCUAUGGGCUGCUCAGCCACACUAAGAUGUGUGUUAGUGAGUAUCAUCCAACACACUGCAGCUCACAUUUCUUAAUGCACAAGACCGGGCUGAGAUUUCUGCAUUUAUCUCAUACUACAUACUCCAUGUGGCUUAAAAAUAUAUUAGUUCUAACCCUUGAUGUGGAUUUAUGAAAAUAUUGUAAGCAAGCUACAACAGUAGAUACUAUGACUCCAAUCUGUUGCUACCCUUGCUCAUGCAGGACAUGCUGCUUGAGUUACAGUGAAACUACCUAGAGAACUCCAGCAGGGGGAGCUAUCAGUACUGCAGCACUUUCCAUAUUAACUAGAGCCAAAGCAGACUAGGCUGGUGUUUCAGUAUUCCUGGCCACUCCCUUUAGUAUUUACAAUAGCUUCUUAAAAUUAAAGGGAAAGAUGAUGGGAGUUAUCUCUACAUAAACUCUCUCUGACUGUAGUUACACUGCUCUUCCUGUGGAGGGAUGCCUGAUGACAGUAACUGUUGGUCUCCUAGCGGUAAAUUUUCUGCAGUCCUAUGUGCUGGAUUUCUGUGCACUGAGCUCAUACGGCAGCCACAGGGCAUGAGGAAGGUCCUCCAAACUUGGCCUUUCCUCAUCUCCCUUGAUGCUGUGGUUUUUGGGAGCCUGGAGACUGCGUUUAUGUACUGCCAUGUUUCUAUUUAAAGCCCACAGAAUCUAUUACAAAAUGACUGGAAAUGUAAUGAUAUGACUGCCACUCACAUGAAGAAGACACAAGGCGCUACUAACUGUUAAAAGCUAAAUGUUUUGUGGAGGUCACUAAACUGUGUGCAUGGAUGAAUUUGCCACACUUCGGCCCAUGGCUGAGUUUAGGAUGCACAGUGAAGAUGACCAAAACAUGCUCCCUGCAACAAGGAAAGACGAUGAAUGUCUUUUAUAACGUGUCCACUAGAGAUGCACCAAUUCCACUUUUUCUGGCCCGAUAUGACACCUGGGCUUUGGGUAUCGGUCAACACUGGGUACCGAUCCAAUACCAGGGUUUAAUAAAUAAGCUGACAGCUUUUGCCUCACUGUGUGGAAGAGACUGUGAUCAUUCUUUUAUGUCACCUCCCCAGAAAUGUAACUACACGUUGCAGUGACACAGACUGAAAGGACUGUGAUUGGACUGCUUGGUAGCCUUCGUGCUUUUUAUAGGAAAGCGUAAACCCAGGUGUACUUAUAACUAAUGCUACAGGUUCUAUCACCAAUACAUCUAACAUUAAAUAACUUAUUUAGUUUAAUGUUAGAUAUAAAUAAUGCUUUAGUUUAGUUUUUCUCUCGCGUCUCCAGAAAUUGCGGUAAAAUUCGUUGUGGCGCUCCUUCUCUGCAAGCAUUACCAAACUCCAUGUUCUCUUCACUAUGGUGCAUCUUUAGAUGUUUGAUCAAAUUGCUUGUGUUAAAUGUCUGCUGUCCCUUCCUCCUCUUGACACUUUAGCAGAACAGAGCUUACAGUCUGCUUUACUUCUCUUGUCGUCCCUUAUCUUUGUCCAAACUGCUGACAUCCUCCGCGUAUACUCACCGAAUUUGCCAAUGGCGGUGUUCUGUACAUUUGUCCUUCCCAAAUGUUUCUGGUUGACAAAUCUCUCGGUAGAUGCCAAAAUCUGAUUGGGCAGCACAAAAAGAUAUGAGCGUAGUAUCACCCCGAUUCCUGAUUCCGGUAUCGGUGCAUCCCUAGUGUCCACAAUGGUGUUUAACAAGAAUGUGUCAUUUUUCAAUGCAUUUGUAUAAUGAACAAGAAUUUGAGACAUAGAACUUUCAUUGUCUCCUGCUGGAGCCCAGAGACUGAACCAUAAUGCUUUCUUCCAAACCUUGUGUCAUCAGCGACUAUGUGCUUUAGUGCUCAGUCUCUGGGCUCCAGCAGGAAAGCGAGUACCACUGGUUAUGGUCGUAGUUGCAAGAUGCAAAUGUGAUUCAGCAGCCAGGGGCUCGAUAUAGCCAGUGUGUCCGAGCCAUGAACGAAUGAAAAUCUGAAAACAUUUGAAAAACAUGCAGUUUUUUUCUGAGAUUUUGAAUGUUCAGUAUCAACAUUCCAACUACUGAACGUAUCAAAAUCAAUGGAGAGAAAAAUACACUAAAAUAAAGAGCUGAAAAGCUGAUGGUGACCCUCUGGAGUUGCUCUAUUGGCAGACUGGGCUGAAGAUUAAGUUAUGCUUUUCACAAAUGAAUUAUGAAUUUCACAAAUCUUUAAUGCCUUUAACAUAAGAAACAUUAUUGUGCUGGGGAGGCUUAGUCCGCUUAACAUACUUUUAGCACAAUUGUUUUGCAAUAUAAGAAAGGUAAAACUCGGUAGUGUUCUGAAUUGUGUUCAAAUAUCUAAUUAUCUCCAACACGGCACCCGGCUAAAACUAAAUGGUCUGGAACCAGUUUUUAAAGGUGUUUUAUUACAGACAUUUUACUUAAGUAUUUUUCUCCAGAAACAUAUGUACUUUGAAUGUGUGUGAUAUUUAAAUGAUACCACAGGUCUACGUGUAAUAGACUGAAAACACUGCAUUCCGGCUUUUAUAUUUUAACUGUGGUUAUGCAUUAAUGUGAAUAUGCAAAUCUUGUUCUCGCCUGCAUUGUAUACGAUUUUAUAAUUUGAGAUAUUUCAGUACACCUAGGGCCGUAAUCUAUGGGCAAUGUUCUGUGUAUAAAGUAUGUACAGUAUAUAUACUGUAUGUAUACAUAGAUGAACGGGGCCUUGUGAAGGUCUGCAUUUCCUGUCAGGGAUUCUGUAACCUAAUGUUAUGAUUAGUUAAUUAGUUAUAAGUUUAUUAGAUUUUUUUAAAUUAUUAUUCAAAGUCAUCAGUAUGUUAGUGUGAAGGAUUUUAUUUAUAUAUCAGUUCUGACUGUGCCAAAAAUGAACGCAACAUUUAGUUCCUAUGCUUCGACUGUCACUGAACUGACAGCCAUUAUGCUUUAAUAUAAGCUUGCUGCUUCACAGUAAACCUCAGAAAGCCCUUAUGCAGUCAUAGGUACAGCAGAUGUAGUCAUAUUUGUCUUCAUUUUAUCUUUCAUUCAUAGACUGUGCCUCUCUUCUACCCAAAGUUUAUGGCUUAAACAUCACAAAAAGUUUGAAAAAUGCAAAAAAUUUUUAAAGAAUGGAAAUUGAUAAUUUGGCAUUCAGUGGUUAAUGGCGUGAAGCAAGAAUUGUCACAGAAUAAAAUCUUGUGUAUAGGA
Molecule: messenger RNA, 5573 nt
Organism: Paramormyrops kingsleyae
Lineage: Eukaryota; Metazoa; Chordata; Actinopteri; Osteoglossiformes; Mormyridae
Product: phosphatidylinositol 4-phosphate 5-kinase type-1 alpha-like
Biological process (GO): phosphatidylinositol phosphate biosynthetic process
Cellular component (GO): plasma membrane
Molecular function (GO): 1-phosphatidylinositol-4-phosphate 5-kinase activity
Source: RefSeq, a predicted model, not a curated record